AUGCCCUUCUUCAAACAGCUGCGCCGUCGUUCCAAGGCCAGCUUCCAUGCCUCCUCCAGAUCCACCGACUCCAAAUCAUCCCACAAUGUUGAGAUGGUUUCGGGCAAGUCGGACUCAACCAUCGACACUUCCUCCUACGCCUCCAUCACUCCGCCUUCGUCCAUCAAGCCUAACAUGUCCUCGCCAAACCUGCCCUCCUUGACCGAGCUCAAUGGCUCAACCACCCCAGUGCCUCCCCUACCGCAGCAGCGCCCAGGACCCUUCGCGACGCAUUCGCAGCGCAACAGUGUCAUUGGUAGCAGUUCGUCCUCUAUCAACGGCCUGUAUCGCUCGCCAACACCCAGCUCGCCGUAUGCGCCGCGAAUUGUGUCCAUUGCCGACAAUUCAUGGGUGCACCAAAAAGUACUACUCGUAUACGGCCAGAUUGGAGAUCCACGAAAUCAUCCGCUGGACGGAGGUAUAACGGUGAACCACCACCAAGAAACUUUCCCGGCGACCGGCUGGCCGGUUACAGCGUCUCACUUCAAAGCUCUGAUCCAUUUGGUCCCGGGGCCGAAUCGCCUUCGGCUGGACUUCAUCUCGCCGAAACUAUCGUCUGGAAGUGCGCAUCCGGCCGUUCAUUCCACGUAUCUCUGCAUCAACUACCUCCCACUGGUUAACACGCCUCCAUUGCAGCUAGUGGUUCUACUGGGGAAGGAUUCGGAUGGCACGUACGAUGCGGUGCCUGAGAGAGCGCAGCGUGAAGGAAAUGGACUGGAUAUGGCCAUCCGGAAAUACCGAACGGCGGCAUAUCUCUGGCAGGCCUUCACGGGGGAGCAGAUGUUCCGCAAAAACUUCGGGCGGCGCUGCUUCCGGUUCGAGGAAGAGUGGCAAUCGGGAACACUCAGCCGCCGUGAUGCAGCGUCAGGCAACAUGCGUAACGAGGCUAAGAUUCACAUCGUUCGCACGGAGAAGACAGUGGCAGAGCUCCGGGAUCUCAACAUUGCUCAACAAAACAGCAAAGCCGAACACAGGGAUGAACUAUUCAAUAUCGCCAAGGAAGCAGUGCGAAACCAUUUCCAACCUCAGCCCGGGCAGAAACAAUACGUCUCCGUGCUCCUGCUCGACUCUCACUGGGACACGGACUCGCAGAUCAUCACCGGCCAUGCCGCUCUUGGCUCGGCUGGAGACGAUAUCAAGAUGGCCAUCUUCGGAUCUCACAGCCUCCAAAGCUAUCCAUCGUGCUUGGAAGAGGUCGUGGAGGCAUUUUCGGACUGUACCCGGACAGACACGAACCAUAUUGCAAAUGACUGCGGCGAAGCAGGCUCCAACUGGGAGUCUGCCAACCUUGGCAUCGGUGCUCACCUGCACGAGGUGGGUCAUCUUUUUGGGAGCCCCCAUCAAGAGUCCGGUAUCAUGCUCCGAGACUACGUGCGUCUUAGCCGUUCUUUUCUCACCAGAGAACCCUUCGCGACCCGAACAAAGACACAAGGCUUGAAGGUGUGUUUGCCGAACGACGAAUGUGGCUGGCAUCGGCUCGAUACACUGCGCUUCCGAUUUCAUCCGUGUUUCCGUCUUCCCAGCGACUCGAUGGUCAGUACGGAGGAUAGCGUGCAGGUGUGGCCGGUGGAGAACGGCAAGAUCUUGUUUACUGCCUCUUCGGGAGUCGCCUUUAUGGAACUGUACGCGGAGGGGGACACGUUCUGUCACAAUUUUGUCGAGUAUCUGAACACGGAGACGGGCAGCAGCAACGGUCUCCCGAAGCAAGUCACGGUGACCGAGAGCGAGCUCCGCCAGCGCGUCUUCGGCAGCGAAAAGGAGAAGAAAAAGAAGAUUCGGCUGGUCGUGUUUUCUGGGGCUCUCGGAAGCUGCACUGUCGAAGACCUCAGCCAACUGAAGUCGAAGAACGCCCUGGUCAAGCUCCCCAAGGGUCAGUCCGGCUACAAGAGCGGGAUAUUAGGCCAGUCGACCAUGGAGGGGAGCGAGCCCGAACAGCUGUUGUUGGAUUGUGCCUUUAUCAACACCAAGCUUAUGACCUCGAUCAAGGUCUAUCAUGGGUACGCGGUGGAUGGGAUCGAAUUCUGCUAUGAAGAUGCCACCACGCAACUCUUCGGGAAGCGUGGAGGCAAGCCCGGCGGUGAUGAGUUUGUACUGGAUACUCGGCGUGGGGAGAUUCUGCUUGGAUUCUACGUUCGUGCCGGGCUCUGGAUUGACGGCAUUGAGAUUCUCACGAGUCUCGGGAGGAAAUCGGGUGUGUAUGGGAAUGCCGCCGGCGGAUCUGGGUAUGGUCCCUCGUUGACUCGCAAAGAAGAAAUCUUACUGACCAGCCACUCCAGCCACACCCUGAUCCCACCCCUGGGGUAUCGGGUCGCAGGGAUCUCGGGCUCCUGCGCCUCAUGGAUUGAUGGGUUUUCGUUGAUCAUUGCGCAUUAA
This is a messenger RNA of Penicillium riverlandense, 2412 nucleotides long. RefSeq names its product zinc metalloproteinase family protein. Gene Ontology annotation, cellular component: cytoplasm. The record is from RefSeq and is a predicted model, not a curated record. NCBI's taxonomy places the organism in Eukaryota, Fungi, Ascomycota, Eurotiomycetes, Eurotiales, Aspergillaceae. The transcript has 4 exons. The coding region runs from base 1 to 2412 and encodes 803 amino acids.